Oreochromis aureus is the source of this 2628-nucleotide messenger RNA. Its product is annotated as zinc-binding protein A33. Lineage: Eukaryota; Metazoa; Chordata; Actinopteri; Cichliformes; Cichlidae. The coding region runs from base 214 to 1614 and encodes 466 amino acids. The transcript has 6 exons. The record is from RefSeq and is a predicted model, not a curated record. Gene Ontology annotation, molecular function: protein binding; zinc ion binding.
CAUGCACAGGAAAAACAGCAUUUGGAACUUCAUGUCAAGAACAAUAGUUAAGCUGUCCAUACGCUUUAAGGCUUUCUGGGGACGAGUUUAAUUAGGUGUGCUAAAUUAUGUUGUUGCUGUUUACCGUGGAGUCAGUAAGGACUUAAACUCGAGGACUUGUUGGUUGGAGUUGUGGAUUUAUUCUAUAUACCGGUACGUGACGAGCUCUUGGCCAUGUCACUCCCAGAGGAGGAUCUUACGUGCCCAGUGUGCUGUGAUAUUUUCACAGACCCUGUUCUGCUGUCUUGCAGUCACAGCUUUUGCAGGGGCUGUCUAAAGCACUGCUGGGACACGGGGAUACGAGAGUGUCCAGUUUGUAGGAAAAAAGCUUCAAAGUGCAACCCUCCAUCCAACUUGGCGCUAAAAAAUGUUUGCGAGGCUGUUCUUCAGGUCAGGAGGCUGAGCUCAGUGGAAGGAGAAGACAAGGUAAACUGCAUUCUUCAUGGAGAGAAGCUGAAACUCUUCUGCCUCAUUGACAAACAGCCCAUCUGCGUUGUGUGUCAGUCGUCCAAACUGCACAAGACCCACGACUGCUCGCCCAUAGAGGAGGCACUGCUGGACUGCAAGGACGAACUUGCUCUAUCCCUCAAGAGCCUGCAAGAAAAGCUGGACAACCUCAAAAGAAUUAACAUGACAUCCAAUACCACACUAACGUGCAUCAAGAGUCAGGCGCUGGAGACACAGAAAAUGAUCAAGAACCAUUUUGAGCAGCUGCAUCAAAUCCUCUACCACGAAGAGUUGGCUAGAUUAGCUGCUGUGAAAAAAGAGGAAGAAGAAAAGAUAGCAGGGACGAAGGAGAAAAUUAAAGAGCUUUCAGCCGAGGUGACGUGUCUGACAGAGACCAUCGCCAUCAUACAGGAACAGCUGAAAGAAGACGAUAUGGUUUUGUUGAAGAAUUUUAAAGACACACAAGACCGAUGUAAAAGCAUAAUGCUUGGUUCAGAGAACAUGUCCGGGUUGCUGAUUGAUGUGACUAAACACCUCUACAACCUCAAGUACAGAGUCUGGGAAAAACUCCUGGACCAUGUUGAUUAUACUCCCAUAACCUUAGAUCCAAACACAGCACACCCUUGCCUCAUCCUGUCUGACGAUCUCACUUCCCUGCACUACUCAAAGCAGCCCAGCGUAUGCCCUGACAACCCAGAGCGCUUCCAUAUGAGCGCUGAAGUGGUAGCCAUGACCGCACUAGGCUCAGGAAGUCACCACUGGGUUGUGGAAACAGGAAGUAAUCAUGACUGGCUCCUGGGUGUGGCCUCCAUGUCUGUACCGAGAAACAUGGAGAUCUCUGCCCGGCCCAAGAAUGGCUUCUGGACUUUAUGUUUCCGAGAUGGAGAUCUGAGAGCAAUGACCUCCCCACCCAGCCUGCUGACAGUUUCUAGAACACCUAAGCAGGUCAAAGUUCAGCUCGAUUACAACAAGGGAACGGUAUCGUUUUUUGACGCCACUGACAACACACUCUUAUAUGCAUUUACACACUCCUUCACGGAACCUUUAUUUCCAUAUUUUUAUACACAGAGCAGUCAUCCAUUGCGAAUACUGCCAGAGAGGGUGCUCGUCACAAUGUUGCGGCAAUAAGUGGACGACUCAUUAAUUCUUUAUCAAGCGAGAAAAUGUAAUCCCGGGAUGAAAUAAAUGUCAAACUAUCAAAGUGGGGAGGAGUGACCUGCUGUAAUGUUACAGCUGAAGCAGUCAUUUUACUGUAAUGAGAAUAUAUCUCCUUCUUCAGGCUUGAUGUACACUCACUGGACACUUUAUCAGGUACACCUUGCUAGUACAAUGUUGGACCUCCUUUGGCCUUCAGAACUCCCAUAAUUCUUUGCAACACAGAUUCAACAAAGUGCUGGAAACAUUUCUCAGAUGUUUCGGUCUAUGGUGACACGAUACAAUUGUUGCAGGUUUGUCAUCCGUGAUUCAAAUCUCCUGUUCCACCACAUCCCAAAGGUGCUCUGUUGGACUGAGAUCUGGUGACUGUGGAGCUAAUCUGAAUACAGUGACCUCACUGUCAUAAAACCCAAUUUAAGAGGUUUUGAACUUUGUAAUAUGCUGUAAUAUCCUGUUAGAAGUGGCCAUCAGCCGAUGGGUACACUUUGGUCAUAAAGCACAUUGAACACUCCAGUAGAGUAGAAACGCAUUAUAUAAGAACCAGUCCAUUUACCAUAAAGGGAUGGACACGGUCAGCUACAAUACUCAAGUGGGCUGUGGCAUUUUAACAGUACAAAGUGUGCCAAGAAUAUUCCCCACUCUGAACCUGUGAUGCAAUAUAAUCCCUUUUCUCUUGGACCGUUCUCUUUAAACUCUAGAGAUGGUUGUGUGGAAAAAUCCCAUUAGAUCAGCAGUUUCUAAAAUACUCAGAAUAUCUGGCACCAACAGCAAUCCCAUGUUCAAAGUCACUUAAAUCACCUUCCUUUCCAAUUCUGAUGUUUAAGUUGAACUUCAGUAGGAAGUCUUAGCCAUGCCUACAUACCCAAAUGUAUUGACUGAUUCUUAUAUAGCGCUUUUCUACUCUCCCGGAGUACUCAAAGCGCUCUAUACAACACGCCACAUUCACCCAGUCACACCCAUUCUCACAAGCACUACCUCUAUACUGAG